GAUGAGAGAUCGCCGUUGGAGACAAAGAGAUGCGACAUGGGCAUAAGAGCAUUGUCCGAGCAAUGUGUCGAGCGUCGUGCGUUGUUAGAGACUAUUCUCUCUGUUUCGCUCAUGCUUCCACGCGGUUGAGACGAAACAAAGAGCUGAUAACCUGGCCAAGAGCAGGUUGACUUAGUUGCUAUGUCUCAUAGCGAUCCGUGAAACCAGGUCGAGGUCAUUCUCUCUCCAAAGUGCGCCGAUCCAACACAUCCUGACAUCUGAAUGUUCGCCGCAGCCGUGACAGCAGUCGUCCUCGCAUUCUUUGCCUUCCGCAUGGGCCGCAAAGGAACCAUCAUCCUCGGCAAUAUCGCCGCCAUCAUCGGCUCCGUCAUCCAAGCGACUUCCUACAGCGUCGCUCAGCUCAUUGUCGGACGACUCGUACAGGGAAUCUCAAUCGGAGCCAUCUCAUCCGCUGUGCCCACGUAUCUGUCCGAGACGGGAGUCGAGAUCGGUGAUCGCGGACCAGCGAAUGCGUUGAAUGCGAUUCUGCUGAUCAGUGGUGUGCCGUUGGCGUACUGGGUGGACUAUGGGUUUACCAUGAUGGAUACCCAGGCGAGUUGGAGGGUGCCGAUUGUUUUCCAGUGUUUAUUCGCCGUCGUUUCGGGAGGCACGAUGUUGUUCUUGCCGGAUACUCCGAGGUGGUACUAUGCCAGGAAUCGUUGGGAGGAAGGUGAUGCGGUGCUGGCACAACUGCAUGAUACUUGUGUCGAUGACGAGAGGGUGCAGAGUACGCGGAGAGAGAUUCUGGCAGCGAUCGAGGCGGAAUUGGAGGCCAAUGCGAGUCUGGAUUGGAAGCCAUUCUUGACGAUGGGCAUCGUAGACAAGAGUCGGAUGAAAAUUGUCAGGAGAAUCUGCAUGUGCUUUUGGCUACCGAUGGUUCGGGAGUGGAUGGGCUCGAGUCUGAUUGCCUACUACAGUAAUGUCAUUCUGUCGACUGUAGCCAAACCAUCUUUGGUGUCUCUGCUAUCAGGUGUGCUCAACAUCUUCUUUGCGCUCGGCUGUGUGCCGCUUUACUUCACCGUGGAAAAGGUUGGACGGCGGUCAAUCUUGCUGUAUGGUGCCAUUGCCAUGACCACCCUUUUGACGAUAUUCACAGUCCUCGUAGCACUGGGCUCUGGUAGCGAAUCGAGAGACUGGGCGGCCGUUGGAAUCAUCUUCAUCUUCCUCUUCGUCUUCGGCUGGACUUGGCAAGGUUCAGUGUGGCUUUACUGCUCAGAGAUUGCUCCUCUCGAGUACCGACAUAUCGGCGCAGCGGCGACGGCGUGCGGAGAGUGGCUCAUGACUUUCGUCACUGUUUUCGCAGGUCCGAUUGGCUUCGAGCGCAUUGGCUGGUACUUCUGGCUAUGGGUCAUCAGUGGCAAUCUUGUUGCCAUUGUCUUUGUCUUCCUCCUCUGUCCUGAAACUGGAGGGAAGACAUUAGAACAGGUGGAUUGCCUUUUUGUUCGUAAAGGCUUUGCUGGUCUGAGGAGUAACUUCGACAUCACUACUGAGGACAUGGAAGGCGCACCAACGAAGGAGAAACUGGUAGUGGACCAGUUCGAGGUCGCUAACAAGCGUUGA
Molecule: messenger RNA, 1599 nt
Organism: Zymoseptoria tritici IPO323
Lineage: Eukaryota; Fungi; Ascomycota; Dothideomycetes; Mycosphaerellales; Mycosphaerellaceae
Product: MFS transporter
Exons: 2
Coding region: 262-1599 (445 amino acids)
Biological process (GO): carbohydrate transport; transmembrane transport
Cellular component (GO): membrane
Molecular function (GO): carbohydrate:proton symporter activity
Source: RefSeq, a predicted model, not a curated record